GGAGAAGGAGGCGGGCGGGCACUGGCCAUUUUUUUGCAAGUGCCUGCCUGGGACAAGACUGAGGCGCGGCGCGCGCAAGGUGCCAGGGCCAUUCAUUUACCUCACGGCGGCUUUCGGAUGGAGGAAGAGACACAGAGGGAUGGGGGAGAGGAAAAACCAUUAUGUGCCUUCCCCGGCCUUAUCCCCUAUGAGCCAUAGGAGGGUCUGAAAAGGGGAGCUGGGAUUGGUGUGCGGCAACCAGAGAGAGAGAGAGAGAGGAGCCAGGACUGGACGGGUCCGAGAGCAAUGAGAGACGGAGAGAGACAGUGUGGGAGUGUGUCUCGGCUCGCGCGGCAGAUAGGAGGAGGAGGAGGAGGAGGGGAACUCCCUUUCCCGGGCUGCGAAUAGGUGUCGAAUGGAGCCGCUGCUGCCUGCUUUUGCCUGCUUGGAGGGUCGUCGAGAGGCACUAGGAAUUUGGCUCCCGAGGCAGAGGAGGGGGGACUCCGUGGCGUGGCCAAAAGACGACGGGAAUCUCAACUGAGAGCUGAAACUGUGACGAAAGGAGGGACAAUAAUCAAGACUAUCUGGCGGGGGGAGGAGGAGAGAAGGAGGAGGAGGAAAGGGGUGGCGUGGCGGUGGUUCUGUUCAAGCAUCCGGACGCCAAACUUCCUCGAAUGCUCUGCAGCCGGUGGAGACCGCAGGAUACCCCAAGUCGGACGAACCUAACAGGGGUGUGCACCGUAUUAUUCGCUCAGCCCGACACACAGCCGCCUUUCACUGGCCAACAGACUCCUGGGACUCACUGAGCUUGUCCAUCUUUUGGUCCCCAACCCCAACCGAAUUUUAUAUCUUGAGGUUGGCUUAAAAAAAAAAAUCAGUUUGCUAGGACCUAUUUGAAAGAGGCGGGGUGAGAGGGACUUGGUGAUCAGAAUUUUAGGUUUGGAAGAAGAACCUUUGAGAUGAUCUGUCGAGAUUUCUCUCCGUGAUGCAUCCUGGAUUUGUUAGGCAGGGGAAGAACUUUCUAUCCCAACACAUUCACACCCAAGCAUGGAGACCUAAGACGGAAUAAAAGGGGGAAGAGAGACCCAUUUGUCCUUCAGUGGUUUCCUCCAUCCUGCACAGAGAGGCUGCUUCAGGGAGAAGCAGGGUCCUCCAGGACAGACACAGGAAGGCAGCCGAGGGUUGGCUGGCUGGGGUGGAGGGUGGGCUUUUCUCUCCCCCCUCCAACCUGCACCAUCCAGGCUGAAGCUGAUGCCCAAGAGAGAAGAAUCCGACUCCAUGAUAUUUUAUUUUCUCGCUCUCUCUUUCCAUUCUUUUCCUCCCCCCCCUUUUUUUUUUGAGGAGCCGGGGGCUAUGUCUUCAGUGCCAUAGAGGCACAGCCCUUUAGGCGACGCUGCUGGAGACACGGGGAUAGUCCUGCCUGGCACAAUAUUAAAGGGACAGAUCACGUACCGUAGAAGGGGAAAGCAAGCCCCGCCAGACCUGUUCGCCUGGUCUACAGAGCGGGAGUGGGGAUCAAGUUGAAAAAUGAUCAGGACGGGUGAACCACUCUUGAAUUGAUCACCUUGUCCACCCCGAUCACUCCAUCAGCAAAGCGGAAGGGAUAAGAAGAAAAAGAAGAAGAAGGAAAACCCAACAGCCCCCUCGGGGGUGUGAUUGCCGCGGGACCUCCUCCUCCUGGCUAGAUCGUAGCGGUGUAGAGGCUCCCUUCUCCAUGAGCCCGGGGUGAACAGGUGCCCCGGAGGUGUGGGAGAUCCAGCCCGGGUCCGCUGUGGGUGUGUGUGUGUCUCGGAAGGGGAUUAUGGAGAGCGGCGACCGGGACAUGUACCGCCAGUUUCAGGACUGGUGCCUCAGGACUUACGGGGACUCGGGCAAAACCAAGACGGUGACUCGUAAAAAAUAUGAGCGGAUUGUCCAGCUCCUGAACGGCUCCGAGACGAGCUCCACGGAUAAUGCCAAAUUUAAAUUCUGGGUCAAAUCCAAAGGCUUCCAGCUCGGCAAUCCGGACGAGGUCAGUGGUGGUGGUGGUGCUGCUGGUGGCGGAGGAAAGCAAGUGCUCUACGUGCCAGUCAAGACCACGGAUGGAGUUGGUGUAGAUGAGAAACUAUCUUUGAGACGGGUAGCUGUUGUUGAAGAUUUCUUUGACAUUAUCUACUCCAUGCAUGUGGAAACUGGACCCAAUGGAGAACAAAUCAGAAAACAUGCUGGACAAAAAAGAACAUAUAAAGCAAUUUCAGAGACCUAUGCCUUUCUACCAAGAGAAGCGGUGACACGAUUUCUAAUGAGCUGCUCAGAGUGCCAGAAGAGAAUGCAUUUAAGCCCAGAUGGAGCAGAUCAUAAAGAUAACGGGAAACCCCCAACUUUGGUGACCAGCAUGAUUGAUUACAAUAUGCCAAUCACAAUGGCCUACAUGAAGCACAUGAAGUUGCAGCUCUUAAAUUCCCAACAAGAUGAGGAUGAAAGCUCCAUAGAAAGUGAUGAAUUUGAUCUGAGUGACUCUACCAGGAUGUCUGCUGUAAACUCUGACCUUAGUUCGAAUCUUGAAGAAAGGAUUCAAAGUCCGCAGAAUCUCCAGGGCCAGCAAGAUGAUGACUCAGCUGCAGAGAGUUUUAAUGGCAAUGAGCCUCCAGGACACAGUUCCAAUGCUUCAGGGGGAACACACUGCAGGGAAAUGACAGAAACCAACACUAAUGGAAAAACAACUCUGGAGCCGGAUGAACAGCCUCUGAACCUGAGUGACAGUCCCUUCUCUGCUCAGCUGACUUCAGAAUACAGGUUAGAUGACCAAAGCAGUGAUGGAAAGAGCAAGUACAAGAACAUCCUAGUAUCUGAUCUUAAGAUGGAGCAAGAGGCAAAAGAAAAUGGAAGCAAGUCACCUGCCCAUAGCUAUUCUAGCUAUGAUUCUGGCAAGAAUGAAAGCAUGGACAGAGGUGCAGAAGACCUUUCCCUGAAUCGAGGAGAGGAGGAUGAGGAUGACCAUGAUGACCAUGAAGAUGCUGAGAAGGCUAAUGAAUCGGAUGGGGUAGAAGCUGAGCGUUUGAAAGCUUUUAAUAUGUUUGUCAGGCUGUUUGUAGAUGAAAACUUAGACCGAAUGGUCCCAAUCUCUAAGCAGCCCAAAGAAAAGAUCCAGGCUAUCAUUGACUCAUGCAGGCGACAAUUCCCUGAGUACCAAGAGCGUGCCCGAAAGCGUAUACGUACUUACCUCAAGUCCUGCAGGCGGAUGAAAAGGAGUGGUUUUGAGAUGUCACGGCCCAUUCCUUCACAUCUUACUUCAGCAGUUGCUGAGAGCAUCCUGGCUUCAGCCUGUGAAAGUGAAAGCAGGAAUGCUGCCAAGAGGAUGCGGCUGGAUCGACAGCAGGAUGAGGCUGCUCCAGCUGACAAACCACAUAAACAGGAACCAACCCAGGUCACUUAUUCAACAUCAGCUGUUUCCAGCACGCAGGAGGUGUUGUACAUAAAUGGAAAUGGGACCUACAGUUACCAUAGCUACAGAGGGUUAGGAGGAGGCUUGCUAAAUCUAAGCGAUGCUUCUAGCAGUGGUCCAACUGAUCUCAGUAUGAAGAGGCAGUUAGCAACCACUUCUGGAUCUUCCAGCAGUACCAGCUCCAGACCUCAGCUAAGCCCAACCGAAAUUAAUGCAGUACGGCAGCUGGUUGCUGGAUACCGAGAAUCUGCUGCAUUUUUAUUACGUUCUGCAGAUGAACUGGAAAACCUUAUUUUGCAGCAGAACUGAGACACACAACCAUCCUGCUGACCAGUUUUAUCACAGAAUUUCCACUAAUGACGUUUUGAUUCCCCUAAGCAGAUCCUUCAAUUACUGCACAGUCUUGUUGACGAGUUAAUUACCAUAAUGCCACAGUGUUUUUGAUGGGGGGUUUUGUGUGCUAAGGUUCUUUAAGUGAACUUGGACCUCUGAUAUUUCUGAGGUACUUUACUAUAUCCAGCCUAUUGCUUUAUGUUUGUUUGUUUUUCAUGUGUCAGCAUCAAUAGCAAAAAGUGGCUAGAAAUGUUAACUCGUUCUAACAUGGACAGAAACAGAAGAUACUGGGGGUUCAAAAUUGGUCCAAACUCCAAGUGCAAUAUUAGUGGAAUGUGCUAUUGACUCAGUGGACUCAAAGCUGCAUUAUACGGCAAAAUGUUGCCAAAUGCCCUGUUUUUAACAGGUUGCUAUUGCAAUGAAAAGGAUCUUGUAUUUUAAAGAAAAUGUAAUUUUUAUAGGAAAAAAACAAGACAAAAAUGUUGGAUCUCAUUCUAAAUUGAUCAUUUUUACUUUGGUAAAUUUUUCACUGAUUUUUCAAAUAAUAUUUUGAGGAGUUAUUGUAAAUCCUCUUCUCUGAAACCUCUUUCCCCCUCUCCAAUCCACAUUCGUUCUACAGCAAGUACCUUUUCGUGCUGGGCAGCCCAUUCCCUGGUGGAUCCCUACACAAAUAUCUCUGGAAUGACUUCCAAAGGAAGCAGACAUUUCCUGAACUCGCACUGUUCUCCCCUCCAUUUCAUAAUGAGUUGCAGCUUUAUUAGCAAUUAAUAAAGAAGUAAGGGUUAUUUUUAAAAGGACAUAUCAUUAAUUUUUGUAAAGUGGUUUCUUACAAACUAGCUCACUUAACUCCAGGAUUGCUGCUGCUGUCUUGUGCAAGUCCUUCUGGUAGUGAAUGGAUGUAGAUGACUGAAUGUGAAGAGGUUGCAAGUGACAAUCGGAAAAUUUGCACUCUUGUGUGUAUUUAUUUCUUUUUUCUUUUUAAAUGAAUACAUAACUGAAAAGGGCCAUUGACACUUCUGAUGUGAUUUUAUAAUGCUAAUACUGAACUAAAAACUAUACAAAAAUUGUAAAGGAUGCAGCUGCCACUUAAACAAAACUCUCUUUCCCUGACUUCCCCAGCUCCCUAUUUCUUAUUUUAUGAUGUCAAAUACACAUCAAUGGUGUUUUUGUUGUGUGCUAAGGAAAGCUUAUUUUUAUGUAUUUAGAGAAAGGUAUUUUCGUUCAUGCCUAUUGUAAUAUCUGUUUUGUUUAGCUUUUGUUAAAUAACAAGUUCCUUGUGCAUUCCUGAAUUUGCCUUAUUUUGUGUACAAUUUUUAUGUAAUUUGGUUUUUGACAAUGAGUUUAAGGCAUCGGUGAUAUUUUCUAUCUACUUGUUACAUAUAGUUUUCCAAGUAAUGACUGUGAUUGUGACAAAGUAAUGUGCACUUUUUCUUGUAACUGUGGACAUUGCUAUGCUUUUUCCCCUUUAGUGUUUCUAGAUUACUGUUGCUUACAGUUAUGUUUUAAAAAAAAAGACAACUUUUGUGAUACUGUUGGUGAAUAUCAAUGUGAAAAAGCCUAUUGAAAUUAGUGUUUUGGAGGUACUUAAAUACACAAACCUUUCUUUUUAGUUGUGGACUCAGUGUUCACAAAUUUAAAUGAAAUUCAAAAAAAAAGAGGGCUGGAAAAAUUCCUCUGUUUUGUUUGGGUAAAUAAACAAACAUAUGUGUUUCAA
Molecule: messenger RNA, 5450 nt
Organism: Hemicordylus capensis (graceful crag lizard)
Lineage: Eukaryota; Metazoa; Chordata; Lepidosauria; Squamata; Cordylidae
Gene: NOL4
Product: nucleolar protein 4
Exons: 11
Coding region: 1781-3712 (643 amino acids)
Source: RefSeq, a predicted model, not a curated record